Molecule: messenger RNA, 3992 nt
Organism: Papaver somniferum (opium poppy)
Lineage: Eukaryota; Viridiplantae; Streptophyta; Magnoliopsida; Ranunculales; Papaveraceae
Product: protein TPLATE-like
Exons: 7
Coding region: 210-3761 (1183 amino acids)
Biological process (GO): endocytosis
Source: RefSeq, a predicted model, not a curated record
AAAAACAGUAGUGUUUUCUUCUUUUCCAUCUUAUAGGACAGUUCGUCAGUUCCAAUUACACAACUGUUUCUCUCAUCAUAAACAACUAAAACUCAAGACCUAAAUUCCCCCACAUUCAAACCCUAGAAAAUUCUUCAAUUCUUCUCUAAUUUUCAAUUUCAAGCAGAAGAAGUUGACAAAAACCCUAAUUAGCUCUGGCGAAUUGAUAAAUGGACAUAUUAUUUGCACAGAUCCAAGCGGAUCUGCGCUCAAAUGAUGCAUUACGUCAAUCAGGUGCAUUACUACAAGCAUUACAACAAUCAGCAGCAGGUAAAGACAUAUCAGUAAUAGCAAAAUCAGCUGUUGAAGAAAUUGUAGCUGCACCAGCAUCAGCAAUAUGUAAGAAGUUAGCAUUUGAUUUAAUUAGAUCUACUCGCUUAACAUCUGAUUUAUGGGAAACUGUAUGUAUCGGUAUAAGAAAUGAUUUUGAUUUCCCUGAUCCUGAUGUUACUGCUGCUGCUGUUUCAAUAUUAGCUGCCAUUCCUUCGUAUCGUUUAGGUAAACUCAUUAAUGAUUGUAACAAAGAGAUUACCAAUUGUUUUGAUUCUGGUAGUGAUAAUUUAAGGUAUUCGAUUACUGAGACAUUAGGUUGUAUUUUAGCGAGAGAUGAUAUGGUUAUUUUAUGCGAGAACAAUGUGAAUUUACUCGAUAGGAUAUCGAAUUGGUGGAGAAGGAUUGGUCAGAAUAUGCUUGACAGAUCUGAUUCUGUUUCUAAAGUUGCUUUUGAAUCAGUAGGGAGGUUGUUUCAGGAAUUUGAUUCCAAAAGAAUGAGUCGUUUGGCUGGUGACAAACUUGUUGACAGUGAGAACUCGUUGGCGAUAAGGUCAAAUUGGGUAUCAUUAACUGUGGAUUUUGUUUGGAAAAAGAGAAAUGCAUUAAUGUCUAGGUCACUGGUUUUGCCAAUUGAGAGUUUUAGGGUUACUAUAUUUCCAAUUGUGUAUGCGGUUAAAGCAAUUGGUUCAGGUUCUGUUGAAGUUUUCCGGAAGCUUUCGAAGGCUUCUGGUAAUGGGGUUGUAGGUGCGAAUAUGCAGGAACUGGGAAAUGCUGAGAAGGUUGUUGGAGUUUUAGAUGUGGUUACACAUUUGAAUCCCUUUUUGUCUUCGUCGUUGGAUCCAGCUUUGAUAUUUGAAGUUGGAAUAAAUAUGUUAUAUUUGGCUGAUGUUCCUGGAGGUAAGCCUGAGUGGGCUUCUGCAUCAAUCACUGCAAUUCUCACACUGUGGGAUAGACAAGAGUUCUCGUCUGCUAGAGAAAGCAUAGUCAGGGCCGUCGUCACCAACCUACACUUACUGGAUCUCCAUAUGCAGGUUUCUUUGUUUAAGAGAUUGCUUCUGAUGGUAAGAAACUUAAGAGCAGAAUCAGAUCGUAUGCAUGCUUUAGCAUGCAUUUGUCGGACAGCACUGUGCGUUGAUCUUUUCGCAAAGGAGAGUGUCCGAAGAGGUCAGAAACCUCUUGCAGGAACUGAUAUUGUUUCACUUUUUGAGGAAGUGAGGGUAAAAGAUGAUCUUAAUAGUAUUACAAGUAAGAGCUUAUUUAGAGAAGAGCUGGUUGCUUCACUGGUAGAGAGUUGUUUUCAGUUAUCUCUUCCAUUACCAGAACAAAAGAAUACUGGUACAGAAAGUAGAGUGAUUGGCGCUUUAGCUUAUGGAACUGGUUAUGGUGCAUUAAAUUGGACGGAGCCGUCUCUGGAGGUUGUUGAAGUUUGUAAACCUUGUGUUAAAUGGGACUGUGAGGGACGGACUUAUGCUAUUGAUUGCUACUUAAAAUUGCUGGUAAGGUUAUGCCAUAUCUAUGACACCAGGGGAGGUGUUAAAAGGGUCAAGGAUGGAGCUUCUCAGGAUCAGAUUCUUAAUGAGACAAGGCUGCAAAACUUACAGCGCGAGCUUGUGAAAGAGUUGCGGGAGGUGAACACUCCAAGAAUUUGUGCCCGCCUAAUUUGGGCUGUUGCUGAACACAUUGAUCUUGAAGGUCUAGAUCCACUUUUAGCUGAUGACCCAGAAGAUCCGCUGAAUAUUAUCAUCACAAAUAUGCAUAAGGUCUUGUUCAAUGUAGAUGCCUCCGCAAAUACAUCAAAUAGGCUUCAAGAUGUGCAAGCAGUUCUUCUAUGCGCUCAGCGUUUGGGUUCACGCCAUCCCAGAGCAGGACUUCUGUUGACAAAAGAACUAGAAGAAUUUAGAAAUAGUACCUUGGCUGAUUCUGUAAACAAGCACCAGUGUCGUCUUAUACUGCAGAGGCUUAAAUACGUUGGAAAUCACCAGGAAAGCAAGUGGGCUGGAGUUAGUGAGACUAGAGGAGAUUAUCCGUUUAGCCACCACAAGCUUACCGUUCAGUUUUAUGAAGCAGCUGCUGCUCAAGACAGAAAAUUGGAAGGAUUGGUUCACAAGGCCAUUCAGGAGCUAUGGAGGCCAGAUCCUAGUGAAUUAACUGUUUUACUGACAAAAGGAAUCGACUCUACUUCCCUGAAGGUGCCUCCAACUGCAGCUACCUUGAGUGGUAGUAGUGAUCCAUGCUUUGUUGAAGCAUAUCAUUUGACAGACUCAAAUGAUGGAAGGGUCACCUUGCAUCUCAAGGUCUUGAACUUGACUGAAUUAGAACUUAGCAGGGUUGAUAUACGUGUCGGUGUAUCUGGUGCACUAUUUUUCAUGGAUGGAUCUCCUCAAGCAGUGCGGCAGCUGCGUAAUCUUGGUUCACAGGAUCCAGUGCUGUGCAGUGUGACGAUGGGUGUCUCCCAGUUUGAGAGAAGUGCUCUUUGGGUUCAAGUGUUGUAUUACCCAUUCUAUGGAAGUCGUGGUCCAGGAGACUAUGAAGGAGAUUAUACGGAAGAAGAUCCUCAAGUUAUGAGACAAAAGAGAAGCUUAAGGCCAGAGCUAGGAGAACCUGUGGUUUUGAGAUGUCAACCUUACAAGAUCCCCUUAACUGAUCUUCUCUUGCCACACAAAAUCUCUCCUGUCGAAUAUUUCCGACUUUGGCCUAGUUUGCCGGCUGUAUUGGAAUACACAGGUGCAUAUACUUAUGAAGGAAGUGGUUUCAAAGCUACUGCUGCACAGCAAUAUGGGGCUUCUCCCUUCCUCAGCGGUCUCAAGUCUCUCUCUUCUAAGCUUUUCCAUAAUGUCUGCUCUCACAUUCUCCGCACGGUUGCAGGGUUUCAACUUUGCUUUGCUGCCAAAACCUGGCAUGGAGGUUUCGUGGGAAUGAUGAUCUUUGGUGCCAGUGAAGUUAGCAGGAAUGUUGACCUAGGAGAUGAAACGACAACUAUGAUGUGUAAAUUUGUGAUCAGAGCCUCUGAUGCGUCAAUCACUAAGGAGAUUGAAUCAGAUCUGCAGGGGUGGUUAGACGAUAUUACAGAUGGGGAUGUAGAAUACAUGCCUGAAGAUGAAGUCAAACAGGCUAGCAUUGAAAGACUACGCAUAUCAAUGGAGCGGAUAUCACUGCUUAAGGCUGCUCAGCCUCCACCUAAAGAUUCCAACCUUGAUGACGAGCCUGAAGAAGAAUCAGAAGAGGGAUCAGGCGAGGAAGAGGAAGAGGAAAAGAAGAAGAGAAAGAAGAAAGGGAAGAAGGGUAAGAAGGAGAACGGCGUAGAUGAAGAAGAAGAUGAUGAAAAUAAAGGACCUUCAACGCUAUCGAAACUAACAGCAGAAGAGGCUGAGCACCGUGCACUUCAGGCAGCAGUUUUGCAAGAGUGGUAUAUGCUAAGCAAAGGAAAUAGUAGAACGCAAGUUCAUUAGUUGUAUGCCAUUUCAUUUUAAUUUGCUUGCAUGUUUGGCUAUAUUAUUCUUUGAUAUUCCUCAUCCUGUAAUAUGAAAUUGCAUUCUGAAAUUAGGUUUUUUCGGGGAAGGUUUGUGUGCUGAGCUUUUCUUUCCCAUUUCCGGUGUGGAUAUUUCCCCAUGUUUGUACAUGAUGCUGUACCGAUUAUUUGUUCGUUUUUGUUCAAUUUGAGAAGUUUUUGUGUGUAGUGA